Messenger RNA from Pectinophora gossypiella (pink bollworm), 3017 nucleotides. RefSeq lists its product as uncharacterized. The record is from RefSeq and is a predicted model, not a curated record. Lineage: Eukaryota; Metazoa; Arthropoda; Insecta; Lepidoptera; Gelechiidae. Bases 1 to 2901 code for a protein of 966 amino acids. The transcript is spliced from 22 exons.
AUGACGGCUGACCGAGUGAGUGAACGAUCGGUGGCCCCGCGCCCCGCACCUCCGCCCGCUCUCGCCUUUGCCGCCUUCCCUCCGAAAGCAGCGAUUAACAACAUGACAGUAAUUUUAACAAUUACCAUUUCAGAGGAGCCCGUAGUACUAAGUAUCGGCGAGAUGAUCGACCAAGCAAUAGGCACACCAGAGAUAGGUGUGGUGGACUUCAACAUGCUGCAGACGGUGCUACACUGCCUGGCGCAGCAAAUGAGGGUUCAGAACAAGAAUGUGGAGCUUCGCGGUAGCAUCUCCCACUUGCCUGUUGGGCGUGACCACGGGCAGACCAUCGACCUGCACGAGUACGUCGUCGACACUAGUGGAGCGGAGGGAAAGACGUUUAAAGAAGUUAAAACACCUGAUAAAGAGGAAGACCCGUACGGCCCUACGGUGACUUUGGAGGCUAUGGUGGAGGAAGCGACUUCGCACUACGGUCUCAGAGACCGCCACACGCCUCAACCCACCGGCCCCAGCGCCCCGCCCUCGCAAGGGGGUCAGCCCGGCGGAGCCCGCGAGACCGCUCAGAAGAAGUCACAGCAUGGGAGAGGGCAAUUACCGAGCGGAGAGAGACUGUCCCUAGUUACGCUCAGCAAAUUUAAUGUACUACAAAAUACCGUAGAAGACUUGAAGAGCCGCGUCUACGGAAUGUCGCCGAAGAAUAUGGACCUUUUGGAAGACGUCAGAUCGCAAACGAACCUAAAAGCAAUCACGGACAUGUGGAACACCUUGAACGUGCAGUCUCGUCUGGAUGCCGCUGAGAAUGGCAUCGGCAAGCUGAGCUCGCUGGUUGAAGACGUCAUCACUGAAUUCCCUAAUCUACAGAAGCGCCUCCAAGAACAACGCGCUGCUGCUGGCCCAACCGCAGCACCUCCAGCCGCGACAGGGGCUCCAGGACCGCCAGGGUCCUCCGGUCAUCAGGGACCGCCCGGGCCGCCGGGACCCCCCGGACCUCCAGGGCCCCCUGGUCCUCCAGGUCCCCCAGGAGGUGGCUUGCCAGGUGUAACCGGUGCUGCUGGUACAGCUCUUCCUCCAGGUGUAUCCGGGCCAGUAGCGGUCCCAGGGCUUCCAGGCGCUCAAGGAUACGAAGUUGCCCCGGGAGUGUUCGCGAUUCCUGGACCUCCUGGUCCUCCAGGCCCACCAGGUCCACCAGGGCCCGGUUUCGCAGGCUCACCAGGUGGACCCGGCCCUGCUGGACCACCGGGGGCAACAGGACCGACUGCUGCACCCGCGCCCGGGGCCAAAUCACUCGGACCACCAGCGUCUAUGACACAGUUUGAAGCGUUCACCAGUACUGAUCCAACAGCCGGCUUCAAAGACAUGUCCACUGGCGACAUUGAAGCUAUUGCGAAAAACGUAAAGGAUCUACGGACGGAUCUGGAUAACUUGUAUGUUAUAUUCUACCGCACGUUGGACGACAUUGGAGUUGAGCCGGCAUGUACUGGUAAUGCUCCUACACCUGCAUUAGCAAAUGCGAUAGUUUCUGCCACAAAGAAGUUCGAAGCAGACUUGACCGAUGCUGCUACUGGUACGGACAGCGCAAAGCAGGGGCCAGGCAAACCCAAAAAAGGAAAGUUCAAACAACAUAGUACGCCUAUAUACGACACAUCAGCAGUUGAUGGCAGGUUGUAUGCAGUGGAACAAAGGUUGAGAGAUUGUUGUAACAACGCAUCAAAUACUGACAGCAGCGGCCAGGCGGGCAGGAUAAGUCGCCUGGAGGACCAAAUGGACUACGCACUCAAACAGCUGGGUGUACAAACUAGUGAUAUAGUUGCCAGCAAGGUAUCACCUGAAGUAGUCAAAGACUUACAAGGCCUUAUGGAGUUAUUCCACAAAGUGCAAGGCAUGCAACAGCAACUAACACAAGUUCACGAGACAGCUAUGCAGCUGGCCGCUGAGAAAGAACAACGACAGCAGCAUAUCAACACACUACUAGAGCAAGUCGAAUUGCUAAAAGUAGUCAAAUUAGAUCGCGAAGACAUGGCAGAAGCAAUGGCUGAGAAAGCAGACGUACGAAUGCUGGCUCGGAAAGUGUCCCAUGAUCAAUUUGCGAUGGCGUGUGACGACUUAGCUAAAGGAUUGGAGAAUGCUAUUGGAAAGCUGAACAUGCAGGAAGCAUUGUGGCAACAAGUGCUAGACGACAUACAGCGCGAAAUCGAAACCAAACUGGACAAGAUGGAGCUGUCGCCGGUGAAAGAGUUCUUCAACAACAAGUUGAAACAACUGCAGGAUAAUCUCAAACAGCUGGCCACGUUGCGCCGCGAGGUGGAAGCUGCUGGAUCUAAGAGGAGACUCAUGAGAGAUGUCAACUGUAUAUCCUGCGAUGCCAAAGUGGUGAUGGCAAUGGAAGCCAUGCCUUCUAUGCCUAUGAGUAAACCCAUGCCUGCACAACUCUCUAUGAAACCUUAUUUGACCUACGAACUCGAUACGAUACGCAAAACACAAGCAAACAGUUUGCAACAACGCAAUAUGCAUGACUGGGAGAAUAUAGCUGUAACAACUCAUCAACAAAAACCGCUGCAUAAAGUAAGGUCGGACACAGACAAGCACUUAUGCAACCGCUACUGCGGAGGUUCGCACACGGUGACAACACCUGCGCAGCGCGUGGCUCGUGUCGGCCAUUUCGUGAAGCAAUGGGGCCCAGACGUCGUGCCCUUGACGUCAGGCCUGGCUGCGGGAGACGAUGGCAAGAUGUACAAAGUGGAAGAAGCAGAUAAAGGUGAACAUGGUUCGGACGAUUCAAGUUCAACAUCGUCAGGGCCGCGUAGGCAACCGUCCGACAGCGGCGGCGGCAGACCGAUGAAGCCUAUGAUCAUCAAAGCUGAAUGUCGGUGCAUGGACAAAGAUGGGAAAAAAGAUCAUUGACAGAAAUCAAUGCUCAUCAUUUUAUACAAUAAUAUAAUCAUGUUUUUUUAAAUAAUGCUUUUCUCCGAGUACCUAUUUAAUGAAACCAAUUGUUGUAAUAGCAAAAAAUUAUGUAU